Messenger RNA from Neltuma alba, 816 nucleotides. RefSeq names its product gamma-interferon-responsive lysosomal thiol protein-like. Bases 1 to 816 code for a protein of 271 amino acids. Gene Ontology annotation, molecular function: oxidoreductase activity, acting on a sulfur group of donors, disulfide as acceptor. The record is from RefSeq and is a predicted model, not a curated record. Lineage: Eukaryota; Viridiplantae; Streptophyta; Magnoliopsida; Fabales; Fabaceae. The transcript is spliced from 5 exons.
AUGCAAAUUUCAAAUCUGUCUUCUUCUUGUUCUCCUCGCUCUUUCUUCUUCUUCAUCUUCUGCUUCCUCCUUCUUCCUCUGUUGCUCUUGUUGUUCCUGCUGGCUGCUCCUUCUUCUUCUUCUUCUUCGCACGGAGGAGAUCACCUUGAAGCUGAGAAAGUGACGAUGUCUGUCUACUAUGAGACUCUGUGUCCGUAUUGUGCAGAAUUCAUAGUGAAUCAUGUUGUGACCAUCUUCCAAACGGGUCUCAUCUCCAUUGUUAAUCUCAGAAUGAUCCCCUGGGGCAAUGCCGUCAUCAAACCCGAUGCUUCCUUUGUCUGUCAGCAUGGAGAGGAGGAAUGCUUACUCAACACAGUCGAGGCCUGCACUAUCAAGAUCUAUCCUGAUGUGAUGAAGCAUUUCAGAUUCAUACACUGCGUGGAGAGGGUAACGCUAGAGAAGAUGCAAAACCAAUGGGUGAACUGCUUCCAAAUGAGUGGCUUGGACUCCUCUCCCCUUGACUGCUAUUCUAAUGGCACCGGCAGAUUGAUUGAGCAAAUGUACGCCAACCAAACAGCUCAGCUUAAUCCACCCAUCAGAUUUGUUCCCUGGGUGGUUGUGGACAACCACUCACUUCAAGAGGACUAUCCAAAUUUUGUCAAGUAUAUCUGCGAUGCUUUCAAGGGAAAUCCUAAACCAGAUGCUUGUCUCUCACUCUCAGUCCCCACUACUGAUCCUAACCAUUACACCAAUUCCUUUCUUCCAGUUUGCCAUGCUUCUUACCCUCAAAAUCUUACCGUUCCAUUAUCCACGGCAUUAGGGACACAUUCCCCCUAA